Molecule: messenger RNA, 735 nt
Organism: Lycium barbarum (goji berry)
Lineage: Eukaryota; Viridiplantae; Streptophyta; Magnoliopsida; Solanales; Solanaceae
Product: DNA damage-binding protein cmr1-like
Exons: 3
Coding region: 1-735 (244 amino acids)
Biological process (GO): regulation of DNA damage checkpoint
Cellular component (GO): nucleus
Molecular function (GO): protein binding; DNA binding
Source: RefSeq, a predicted model, not a curated record
AUGUUGCUGGAUGUUGAAAAGGAGGCUUACAAUGAGGUUUAUCAGGAUACUUGCGCGAUAUAUUCCAUAUGUCAUCGAGGGGAGGACGUGAACUGUUUAUAUUUUGGUGAUGAAGUCGGAGAGCUAAAAUUAUUUGAUGUAAGGGCAAGCGCACCAUCGUUAUCAUGGGGAUUACAUGGAGACACGAUCAAUACAAUACAUUGCAAACCAAAUAAUCCGAUUAUUAUAGCUACAAGCUCUGCAGACAAGACUGUCUCUCUUUGGGACUUGAGGAGUGUUAGCAAAGAUCAGCCAAAAUCAUUGACAAGUAUUAGCCAUGGAGGUCCAAUUUACUCUGCCUACUUUUCACCUUUUGGGACUUUUCUUGCAACAACAAGCUCGGACAAUACUAUUGGUCUAUAUGGAGGAGAAAACUAUCAGGAGAAGUUCUUGAUACCCCACAACAACCUAAGUGGUGAAUAUAUUUCCACAUUAAGAGGAAUCUGGGGUUGGGAUAAUUCACAUUUGUACAUCGGCAAGAUUCAGGAAAAGCAGAAGCAUAAAAGAAAAUCGAAGAUUGAUGAUGAGAUACAUGGACUCCAUAUCAUUUCUACUGUUGAUAAGAAGGUUGUUUGCACUUUGCAAAGUGAUGAUAUGCCUACUGUCCCAUACCGUUUGGCUGCUCAUCCUUAUAUUGUUGGAACACUUGCUGGCGCCACAGGGAAAGGUAAAGUAUGUAUGUGGGCACAAGCUUGA